AUGGAUCCCCGCGACCGAGAUGACCGGACCGGCGAGACAACGCCGUUGCUGUCGGACCAGCCGCACCAGAAGCCCGACAUCGAGCCGGUGACGCACAGCUGGCUGGCGGAAGCAUGGCUACUCUGCCAGUACUCGCUGCCGCUCAUCGCGACCUAUCUGCUUCAGUACUCCUUCACCGUCAUCACCACCUUCGUUGCCGGCCAUCUUAGCGCCGAUGACCUCGCCGCCGCCAGCAUCGGCCUGACGACCAUGAACAUUAUCGGCCUCGCCAUCUACGAAGGCAUGGCCACCGCCCUCGACACCCUCUGUGCCCAGGCCCACGGUUCUGGCCGCCUUACUGCCGUCGGCCUGCAUGUUCAGCGCAUGCUCAUCCUCAUGGCCAUCGCCACCGUGCCCAUCGGCCUCUUUUGGAUCUUUUCACCGUCCAUCCUCUCGCUGUUUGUGAAGCAGCACCACUUGGCCGUCAAGGCCGGUUCCUUCCUGCGGGUCAGCUUGGUCGGCAUUCCUGGAUACGCCGCCUUCGAGGCUCUGAAGCGGUUCUUGCAGGCCCAAGGUGACUUCAAGAGCGCCAUGGUCGUCCUCAUUAUCUGCGCUCCUCUCAACGCCCUCUUCAGCUGGUUCUUCGCCUUCAAGCUGGACAUGGGCCUCGAGGGCGCGGCCCUGGGCCAGGCUCUGGCGAACGACUUGCGACCCGCCUUCCUGCUCAUCUACAUUAUCUUCUGGGGCCAAUGGUCGCAUGAGUGCUGGGGCGGCUUCUCCCGCAAGGCCUUCACUGAGUGGAGCGUCCCGGUACGGCUCUCCAUCGCCGGCUCGGCCGUCAACAUUGGCGAGUGGGCUGCCUUUGAGAUCCUGACGCUUAGCACCUCCUACUUGAGCACGGAACAUCUCGCCGCGCAGACCAUCCUCACGACAAUCUCGGUCGUCAUGUGGCACAUCCCCUUUUCGAUCUCCGUUGCUAUCAGCACCCGCAUCGGCCACCUCAUUGGCGCCGGCCUCGUGUCGACUGCCCGGCGAGCCGCGACGCUGUACGCCGUCGUCUUCACUGUCGUUGGAGUCCUGGACGCCAUCUUCGUUUUCGUGUUCCGCAAUCAGCUCGGUCUCAUCUUCUCCGAGGAUGAAGUUGUGCAAAGGCUCACCACAAACUCAAUGCUCGCUGUCGCGGCGUUCCAGCUCAUCGACUCCAUUAUCAGUGGAUGCAAUGGCGUGCUGCGUGGUCUCGGUCGUCAGUCCGUGGCGGCCUGUGUCGUGUUUGUCGUCAAUUACGUGGCCGCGGUGCCGCUCGCCGUCUGGCUGGAGCUGGGAUCUCCAGGCCUGGAGCUCAACGGUGCCUGGGUUGGCCUUGGCGGUGGCAUGGUUGUGAUUGCCGUCAUUGAGUGCAUAUACAUGAAGGUUAUUAGAUGGCAAGAUUGCGUUGAAAGCGUAAGGGAAAGGGAAGGCUUGUAA
This is a messenger RNA of Colletotrichum spaethianum, 1443 nucleotides long. Its product is annotated as putative transporter. Gene Ontology annotation, cellular component: membrane. Lineage: Eukaryota; Fungi; Ascomycota; Sordariomycetes; Glomerellales; Glomerellaceae. Bases 1 to 1443 code for a protein of 480 amino acids. The record is from RefSeq and is a predicted model, not a curated record. Gene Ontology annotation, biological process: xenobiotic detoxification by transmembrane export across the plasma membrane. Gene Ontology annotation, molecular function: antiporter activity; xenobiotic transmembrane transporter activity. The transcript has a single exon.